Babjeviella inositovora NRRL Y-12698 is the source of this 516-nucleotide messenger RNA. RefSeq lists its product as uncharacterized. NCBI's taxonomy places the organism in Eukaryota, Fungi, Ascomycota, Pichiomycetes, Serinales. The transcript has a single exon. Bases 1 to 516 code for a protein of 171 amino acids. The record is from RefSeq and is a predicted model, not a curated record.
AUGUCUGAUAAAUAUCCAAAUACCCCGCAGGGUUCCACACAUCCCGACCUCCCGAAGUUUGAGGACGAGUUCAAGUUACAGAGGCCACAGAACGGCCAGGCGCCAGGUGCCCAGCCCAACUAUCCGACUAUCGGCGAAAGAGAUCGGCUUCCGGUGGGCGCUUACCCCGAAAUGAAGCCGUAUUUGGAUCCUUUGGCUGGUAGCAGUGAUGGAGGAAUGAUCCCUACGCCUAACCAUCCGAUUUUCAACCAACCCCAUGGGAGCCCGGGGCCCGGAAGAGUUCCAGGAGCCAGGUUUGAUGAUCCCACAUUACCUCACGGAAUGGAUAUGGAAAUGAUUGGCAGUGGGCUACCGGGGAAUGUGGGAGGGAACAUGCGACCAGGUAAUGCGUAUGGGCCUGGAUACGGAGGCCGUCCAGGUUUUAGCAAUGAUGGUCCGCCAGGGUUUGGUAGGGGAAGUGGUGGCAAUGGGUUUGGUGGUGGAUUUGGAGGUGGCAGCGGUGGGCCUGGUUUUUGA